CUUGUUUUUCUCCUCAAACAAACAUUAUCGUAACUGCUCUGUCUCUAAUAAUAUGAUCAGAAUUACGAGGAUAAUGGCAAAACUAUUCCCAUUAUGGCUCGUAAUUUUGUUCUACUUUUCAAGAUUAGCCCGCUCUUCGCCUCUAGCACCGGCAUUGUACGUUUUUGGAGAUUCUUUGUUUGAUAGCGGGAACAACAAUCUUUUGCCAACUCUUGCAAAGGCAGAUUAUUUGCCGUACGGUGUAAACUUUGACCAAGGGGUCACCGGAAGAUUCACCAAUGGAAAAACUGUCGCCGAUUUCAUAGCUGAUUAUCUUGGGCUACCAAAUCCGCCUCCGUACCUGAGUAUUAGAGGAUCGGCAGCGGUUACUGGAUUAAAUUAUGCAUCUGGAUCUUGUGGCAUUCUUCCAGAAACUGGCAGCCAAUAUGGAAAAUGCUUGAAUAUGAAAGAUCAGAUAGAUUUGUUUGAAAUUACUACAACUUAUAAUACGUCAGAGUUGCGGAGAUACUUUAAAAAUCCCCAGGAUUUUUCUCACUACCUCUCAAAAUCUAUAUUUAUUUUUUCUGUUGGCAAUAAUGAUUACAUAAAUAAUUACUUGGAACGACAAUUUUCCAUACGGAAAAACUACUCUCCUCGAUCAUUUGCGCAACUCCUGGUGGAUGAACUGGCUCAGCAUUUUCAGAGGUUAUACAAAUUAGGAGCGAGGAAGGUAAUAAUGUUUGAAUUAGGCCCACUUGGGUGCCUCCCAUCAAUAACAAGGAAACGAAAUCAUGGAACCAAAUGUGUGGAAGAAAUAAAUCAGUUAGCUUCGUAUUUCAAUGAAAGACUUCCUCCAAUGCUUAAUAAUCUAACAUCUACUCUCCAAGGCUCAACCUUCGUUCUUGGUCAUGCAAAUUGGCUCGCUUACGACGCAAUACAAAAUCCUACCAAAUAUGCCUUAAUGGAUGCAAGAAAUCCAUGUUGCACCACUUGGUUAAACGGGACUUCUGGGUGUAUUCCGUUUCUAACGCCUUGCGAUGGAACGAACAAUCACUUCUUCUGGGACGCUUAUCAUCUUACUGAGUCUGCUUGUUCAGUCAUAGCAAGUGGAUGUUUCAAUGAUUCAUCGGUGUGUUCCCCAUUCAUUAAGCAACUUGUAGAAAUUUGAAUGU
Molecule: messenger RNA, 1151 nt
Organism: Morus notabilis
Lineage: Eukaryota; Viridiplantae; Streptophyta; Magnoliopsida; Rosales; Moraceae
Product: GDSL esterase/lipase 7
Exons: 5
Coding region: 53-1147 (364 amino acids)
Molecular function (GO): hydrolase activity, acting on ester bonds
Source: RefSeq, a predicted model, not a curated record